Molecule: messenger RNA, 1798 nt
Organism: Musa acuminata AAA Group (dessert banana)
Lineage: Eukaryota; Viridiplantae; Streptophyta; Magnoliopsida; Zingiberales; Musaceae
Exons: 11
Coding region: 1-1122 (373 amino acids)
Biological process (GO): transmembrane transport
Cellular component (GO): membrane
Molecular function (GO): transmembrane transporter activity
Source: RefSeq, a predicted model, not a curated record
AUGCCGAUCGUUGAUUCCGAGUCCCUGCGCCGCUCGAUUCGCGAGAAGUGGAAGAAGGUAUGGACCAAGAGGGCUCUGAUGGGCUUGGUGUUGGGCCAGUUCGUUUCCCUUCUCAUCACCUCCACCGCCUUCUCCUCCUCCGAGCUUGCCAGGAGAGGCGUGAAUGCUCCGACCUCGCAGUCGUUCUUGAAUUACCUUCUCCUUGCAAUAUUUUACGGCGCUUAUGUCAUCUACCGAAGGCGGCCACUUCAGAUAAAUUGGUACUACUAUUUGAUACUCGGUAUAGUUGAUGUGGAAGCCAAUUUUAUUGUUGUCAAGUCUUACCAGUACACAUCUUUGACAAGUGUCAUGCUUCUGGAUUGUUGGGCAAUUCCAUGCGUGAUUCUUCUCACAUGGUUGUUCUUGAAGACAAAAUAUGGAUAUAGGAAAUUCACUGGUGUUGCUAUUUGUGUUGCUGGCAUUGUAAUGGUUGUAUUCUCCGAUGUUCAUGCCAGUGACCGUGCAGAAGUUACAGGAGGACCCAACCCUGUUAAAGGUGAUAUUUUGGUCAUUGCUGGGGCUACACUGUAUGCAGUUAGUAAUGUUGGUGAGGAAUUUAUUGUCAAGGAGGGCGAUAGAAUUGAGUUGAUGGCUAUGCUUGGAGUAUUUGGAGCAGUUGUUAGUGCUAUUCAAAUAACCAUACUUGAGCGCAAUGAGCUUAAAGAUAUUAAUUGGACAGCUGGUGCAGUGCUACCAUUUCUUGGAUUUGCAUUGGCACUGUUUCUGUUUUACUCUACUGUUCCCAUCAUUCUUAAGAUAUGUGGAGCAACCCUGCUAAAUCUUUCUCUGCUAACCUCAGACAUGUGGGCUGUUUUUAUCCGUAUUUUUGCUUAUCACCAGAAGGUUGACUGGAUGUACUUCAUAGCUUUUGCGGCUGUUGCAGUUGGGAUUGUGACUUAUUCAGGAGGCAAGAAGAAGGAUGCAGAAAAUGUGCAAGUUGCAGAGGCUAGUGAUGAACGGGACAAAAUAAAGGAUGAAGAAGCUGGAGAGGACUAUAUCACUCAAGGUUUCACUGCAGCAGUUGAGGGCCAAAGUUCUGAGAAUGCCAAGCAACAACCUUUCAUCACAAUUUCACCCAACUAAGUCUCCAUCACGGCGGAAAGCCAACUUAAAAACCGAGGCAAAGGCAAGAAGGAAAUGGCUACUGUCAGAGUUAUGUUAGGGACACCGAUGCCUUGCCAUUCUUUCACCGAUGAGAACAGAUCGAAGCAGUGGUAGCAGCAGCAAUCGCGAAUCAUCCAAAAACGAGUAAAUUCCAUGGAACUCUUGGUGCCAAUGGAUAAUACUCUGCCGGAGUAUCUGCUGCAGUCAAUUGUAGCCUUGAUGUGUAUCUAGUCAUGGUGUUACUACUAGUUCUAUCCAGGUGAUGAUGCUUGGUGAAGCUCUUCUUGCAUGCUUGUAUGAUCAAAAGAAGGAAUCCAGCUUCAUUAACAAUCUGCAAUGUAUAGGAGUUGGUUUUCUGAUCUGUUGACCUUAACUAUAAGAAUUGUUAUCUGCAACUCAAAAUUAAUGAGUUAAUUUGCAUAUUGCACAUUACGAGGAUCCCUCACAAGUGUUCGUGGAUGAUCAAUAACCUUGAACCAUGACCUUCUCUAAUUCUGAAGAUUCAUGUUAUUGAAGUUUUGAGUUUGAGAGUGGGGACAUGGUACUUCAUUGACCUUGUCUCAGGUGAAAGGUAACGUGUUUUCGUUCACCCUAUCAUCAUCAUCAUGUUCUUGGGGAUAUCAUUAUGGACCUGCAAUUCAUGUUACAUGUGUUU